This is a messenger RNA of Aspergillus clavatus NRRL 1, 2214 nucleotides long. Its product is annotated as TRAPP III-specific subunit 85 family protein. The transcript has 2 exons. The record is from RefSeq and is a predicted model, not a curated record. Bases 1 to 2214 code for a protein of 737 amino acids. Gene Ontology annotation, biological process: protein localization to phagophore assembly site; endoplasmic reticulum to Golgi vesicle-mediated transport. Lineage: Eukaryota; Fungi; Ascomycota; Eurotiomycetes; Eurotiales; Aspergillaceae. Gene Ontology annotation, cellular component: cytoplasmic vesicle; phagophore assembly site; TRAPPIII protein complex.
AUGACAUCGCCCGGAGAUGCACCUCCGGUCAAACCUCCGCCGUCCUUCUCCCCCGGCGUGCCGCGUGUCGCAACAAAGACACGAUAUCCAAACCAGCGCCGGGAUUCUUCGUCGUCUCUAGAUCCGGACUCGGUGGAAGCUAGACUUGCGCCAUCUCCGACUCCGCCUCUCUCCAGUACGACAUCGGAAUUCCCGAUACGUUCUGCAUCACCGCACACUCGGUCGUUGAGAUCUUCAACUCCACAACUAGGCAGAUCAUCUUUAGGCUCCCCGCUAGAAGGACAUGUUGAUGGCACAGAAGAUAUACGAUCGCUGAUUAUACGUUCUUUCUCCCCAACCAUUGGGGUUUAUGCGUCCGUGGAUACCGAUGAUUUGGUGCGGGAGAAAGGCUUCAAAGGCGGCUUUUGGGAAUUGAUCCGGCCUUUUGGAGAGACAGUCCCUGGGAAGAUCGUCAUCCGGGACAGCGUGGGGGCGAGUCGCGGCUGGGAGGAUUACGGGGUGCGAUUCGUAGACUUGGGUGGACAACAACGGUUUCCCGGCGAUUCGGACUCUGACCGGAAUCCUCUGGCACAGCUGGAAGAGGUCGUUGAUGGCCAAUUAAAUGCGGCACACGAGCUAUUGGGGACAACCAUACGUCCAAAAGAUCUUUCUAAUCUCUCCGCCACGUCACCGUUAUAUAAAUCCUACCUGCGGUCACUCUUAUCGACGGCGACUGCCGCACCACAUGAGACCUUCCGCCAUCCUGUGGCAAGCGUGAUCGCUAUAAGUUCACGCAACAGCGCUCCGUUGGAAACCCUGAGGCAGCUAUAUGCAGAUACUAGCAAUGGGGAUCGAAAAUUACCGCAAUGGAUUCACUCGGAGUAUCUCCGCUACUAUGUCCUCGUCCACGACGAGGAUCGGGAUGAUAUCACGGAGUCAACCAAGCUCUACGAUCAGAUGAAGCGGCAUUUUGGGUUGCAUUGUCAUCUUCUGAGGCUUCGAAGCACUCAGUGCGUAGUAACGGAUGAUGAUAGUGCUCCAGUACCACAUUGCGAGUGGCUUUCACCAUUUGAGCAGUUAUCAAGCCAUACCGAGCCUCUAGUUGAGAUUGACAGCGAUAGCCAUCCCUAUCUCUUUGACUCGGAUAUCAUGUCCAUCAAGGGUCUUGUCCGAGAGCUAGUGGCGCAAUCGCUCAUUCCUUAUAUGGAGAACAAAGUUGCCGUCUGGAAUGAUCAGGUGGCAUCGCGGAGGCGUGGUAUCAGCGGCCGCUUCAUGUCCAUGUCUCGAAAAUGGGCAGGUUUUGGUUCUAGCUCUCGUUCUGGUAUCGCAGGGUCUGGCGGAGGUAAUUACGAUAUUACGCAUGGAUUCUAUAAACCAGACGCUCCCGAAGCAGUCCUGCGCAAAAUGGCAGAUUUUGCUUUUAUGCUCCGUGACUGGAAAUUAUCUGCAUCCACUUAUGACCUGCUCCGUUCGGACUACUCAAACGACAAGGCUUGGAGAUAUCACGCCGGCGCCCAUGAGAUGUGCGCCGUCAGCACUCUCCUGAAUCCAAUGGCAAUGCCGGCCAAAACGAAACUCGAAAGCAUUGAUCAGAUGCUGGAGACGGCUUGCUAUUCCUAUCUCACACGAUGCUCCGAUGCGCCAAAUGCUUUGCGCUGCCUGUGUCUUGCUAUGGAACUUCUCAAGUCUCGUGGGGGUUUUGCUACUGAAAGCGCAGCCAAAUGGGCCAUGCGGGCCAUGGACCUAGGCUUAGUCGGAACUAUAGGACAAAUUCUCAUUAGCGAAAGAAUCUCUGCUUGCUAUGCUUCGAGGCCGCCUUUGAGCGGUGUCAAAUGGGGCGGCCGUCGCAGAAAAGCUGGGAUGUGGAGCGUCCUCGCUGCUGAUUCCUGGCUUAAGCUCGGAAAGCCAACUCUAGCCUCGACUUGUCUUGAAGAAGCAGAGCGUCUGUACGCCGAUGUUCUUGACAGUGAUGGACUAUUUCCGAUGCCAGAGAUACAGUCCUUCGUGGAUAACCUACGGCAUAACGUGAAAGUUGAAUAUCUAGGCGCAAGAGGGUUGAACACCAGAGCUGGGAUUUCUGCCACUGAACCACUAGAGACUGAAGAAACCAGUGAGAAGCUGGACACACGCCAACACCGAAAGUCAUUGAUUGGCAACGCGUUGGAUUCUGGGGGCCUCAAUGCACCGACGAGGGAUAUUGAAACCCCGGAGAAUGAUGAUUUUGAACGAGCUUAA